AUGGUUCAUGAUAACGAUGUAAGUCGAUUUGCUGAUCGAAGUAGAGAAUUAUGGUCUGAACGUACUGUUACCGAAUCUCAAUAUAAACAGAAUAGCUUUUUAAAAUGUUGUGGAAGAUGUCCAUUUGCAUCGUUUCUUGCUUUCUUAAUUACAUUAACUGGCACUGGCAUAUUUUGUGGUUGUAUUUAUCAUGCAUUAAAGAUUACCAUUGAAGCUGUGAAUAAUGCUUAUAAAUUACAAUAUAUUGAAGUGGAUUGGAUUCGUGUGAUGCGUUUGGUUGUAAUAUUUGUUUCGGCUGUUAUGGGUGGAUUGUGUUUAAUAUUACUAAUUGUUGGAAGUUUAGCGACAGGUGCUACCCGCCAUCAAGUUUACACGGGUUUUCGUUCAAGAUUAGGUGGACGAAUAGCAACAGGAUUUUUUUCUAUUGUUGUUUAUAUGUUAUUUAUAAUAUGGUUAAUAGCCACAUUAGCCUUGGUUGUUCCAUGUAUUGGCUAUUAUAUAUUAGGUAAUCGUUGUACGAAAGAAGCUCGUACUGUUGACACAGAUCCAUUAUCUCCUACACGUUGUUUAUGGCUUGGUCAUUACGGUUUAUAUGUGCCAAAACAGAGAACUGACCAUUCGGUUUGUCAAGAAGCAUUUGUGGAAUUAUGCAAUCAGGUUACCGAAGCGGGUCCCCGAUACGUCGCGGCUUUAUGUGGUUCAUUAUUGGUUGUUCUAGGGUUGGUUCAUUUUCUUUGUUGUCUUGUUGCUAAUUAUGCGCAUAUCAAAGACGGGAUUAAACUACGCGAUUAUGAAGAUGCUAUUAAAGAAGAAUUAGAAUUAUCAAAAUUAAAUCAUUAA
Didymodactylos carnosus is the source of this 840-nucleotide messenger RNA. Lineage: Eukaryota; Metazoa; Rotifera; Eurotatoria; Philodinida; Philodinidae. The record is from the annotation of a GenBank genome assembly.